This is a messenger RNA of Phytophthora infestans T30-4, 1263 nucleotides long. RefSeq lists its product as uncharacterized. NCBI's taxonomy places the organism in Eukaryota, Oomycota, Peronosporomycetes, Peronosporales, Peronosporaceae. The record is from RefSeq and is a predicted model, not a curated record. Gene Ontology annotation, molecular function: DNA-directed DNA polymerase activity. The transcript has a single exon. Gene Ontology annotation, cellular component: nucleus; delta DNA polymerase complex. Gene Ontology annotation, biological process: DNA replication; DNA strand elongation involved in DNA replication; DNA synthesis involved in UV-damage excision repair. The coding region runs from base 13 to 1263 and encodes 416 amino acids.
GCGGGAACACCCAUGGACUCGAUGAUAGAGCGCUGCGUGGAAGAGAUCUCUUCGACAGUGCUGGACGCGGGCGAGCCAAUCUCGUACCGAACGCUCAGCAUCCGAUCGCAAGUCCCCAUCACCUUCAGUGUUGAGGCGCUGUCCAAGUUCUCGGCCGACAAUGACAACGUCAAAGCGCUGCAUGUGCUGAUCAAGCGUGCAACCAUCGGCAAUGACAGCGACAAGUCAGAAACCGCUGUCGCCAAGCGCGACUCGAGGGCUCGUGUGCUAUCUCUAUCUGUGGAUAACCAAGAUAAGGCGGACGACAUUCUUUGCCAGCAGAUCUAUGCGCUCUACGGCGAUGCAGCUGACAAUAGAGACCAAGUGACGACGAUGACAACGGCAUGCUGGGCACAGGAGCGCCAGGCGCGCAACGACGUGCUUGGUAGUGUAGCAAAGCAUGCGCCGCUGUCUGCAGCAGCUAAGGCGCUGUACGCGAGCGGCAUCAAGUGCGCGGAGGCAACAGCACGCCAAGACUUUGGUGACGGCCAGGGCGAGGAGACCAUCUCGGCCUUCGACGCCAUCAAUGCGUCAGCCAAGAAGAAGCCCUCGUCUAAUUCGUUCUUCAAGAGCAGCGGCAAGACGGGUUUCUCCAAGGCCAGUAGCUCGAGGAAUGGAAGUUCUAAACCAACGACUAAGCCCGAAGCCAAGAAGCUGGACAUGAGCAACGUGCUGACGGUCGACAGUGAUGACGACGAGGACGACGAGACGGAUGCUCCUGUGUUUGUCAAGAAGACCACAACUAAUAAGAGAAUUAUCAGCGACGAUGAGGAUGAAGAGGACGAAGCUCCGGCACCAAAGAAAUCCAACACACCGGCACCUAAAAGUCGCAACGUGAAGCGGAAACUGAAUGCGUCGCCAGCGGAGGCCAAAAAGGCAAAGCAAACGGAAGAAUUGGAAGAAGAGACGCAGAAGAAGCAGCGUGUGGAGUCCGAGGACGAAGACGAAGUCGUUGAGGAGCCCGUUGUCGCAACCAAGAGACAAGUGCUCGUCACCAAGACGCGCAUCAACGAGCAAGGCUACAUGGUCACGGAGAAGACGUACAAGGAGGUGGAACUGACACAGGAAGAGAUCGAAAACGAGCAGAAAGCAGCCAAGAAGAAACUGGAGGAGAAGAAGAAGAAAUCGGCUGCUGAGAAGGCUGCCAAGGCCAAGAAAGAAGCCAAAAAGCACAGUGGUCCGCCUAAACAGCGCGACCUGCGCUCCUUCUUCUCGGCCAAAUGA